CAUAUUCCCCUGUCUCCCUCUCGGCACUACAACAAGCCAUGGGCGUGAGCACUACCGACUUGUCCGCGCCACCCAACUCCGUCAAACUGUCGGGCUGCAUGACCUCCUCCUCCUCCGUCACCCCGUGGCCACUGGCCGGCAAGCACCGCAGCGCCGCCGCAGUCUUCCGGCGUCCGCAGCUCGUCAUGUCGCGCGACGCGGGCUGGUGCGGGCAGCGCGCGUGGCGGAAGCUGCUCAGGCGGCUGGCGCAGGAGACCAAGCACAUCUGCAGCUCCCCGUCGGCGGUAGCGGCCAGGCCCAUCACGUUCGGCUACGACGCCGUCAGCUACGCCAAGAACUUCGACGACGGCCGCAGUCCCGCGCCGCCCUACGCCGCCGCCGCCGCCAAUGCCACCGAUAAGUCGAGCGGCAACUGACUAAAUGGCCGUUCUUUCUCCUCUCAUCCUAGUCUUCAUCCCCUUCCGAUCUUUUUAAUUGUUUCUCUUUUUUCUUGCUUUUAUUUCCUCAUCAAUACCCCGUACGUAUUUGGUAAUUUGUACAUAGCCAUGACGAUAUCAGAAGUCGAGUUUGGCCAAAUACACACGCUGCAUUAUUGUUCUGUAUCAGUAUGGCUCCAAUGUA
Messenger RNA from Phragmites australis (common reed), 621 nucleotides. RefSeq lists its product as uncharacterized. NCBI's taxonomy places the organism in Eukaryota, Viridiplantae, Streptophyta, Magnoliopsida, Poales, Poaceae. The transcript has a single exon. The coding region runs from base 39 to 416 and encodes 125 amino acids. The record is from RefSeq and is a predicted model, not a curated record.